Messenger RNA from Didymosphaeria variabile, 3531 nucleotides. It is a transcript of the gene RGA2, whose product is annotated as Rho-type gtpase-activating protein. The record is from RefSeq and is a predicted model, not a curated record. Gene Ontology annotation, biological process: regulation of GTPase activity; signal transduction. Gene Ontology annotation, cellular component: cytoplasm. The coding region runs from base 1 to 3531 and encodes 1176 amino acids. Lineage: Eukaryota; Fungi; Ascomycota; Dothideomycetes; Pleosporales; Didymosphaeriaceae. The transcript has 5 exons.
AUGGAGUCGCCCGGAGGAUAUCCAGAGUCACCGCUGGACCAGGAUGAUGUCGUCUACCCGUGCAAGGGAUGCGGCGAGAUUCUCGAGGAAGGCAAGGCGUUCGAGCUAGCGGGAAACCGAUGGCACAUCGACUGCUUUCGCUGCAACACGUGCGGCACCCUCCUCGACUCGGACGCGAACCUGCUGCUCCUCGGUGACGGCUCGCUCAUAUGUAACAACUGUACAUACAGCUGCAACCACUGCGGCAACAAAAUUGAAGACUUGGCCAUCUUGACCGGAGACCAGGCCUUUUGUGCAAACUGCUUCCGAUGCAGGAACUGCAAGCGCAAGAUCGAGAACCUGCGAUAUGCCCGCACCUCGCAGGGUAUCUUUUGCAUGUCAUGUCAUGAAUCCUUGAUGGCACGCCGCCGAAAGAAAACCAAAAAGCCGCCCUCCUCCUCGGUCCAACCAAAAGUAGACAAGUCGUUGCCCGCAUUGCCUCCGAGCGCUGCCACCCAGUUCACCCCUGACAUUGAUACCCCGUCCGAUGUCUUUUCCGAGCCGACUACCACUGAUGUGUCUCCUAGGCCGCCGCAACCUAGGCGGAACGAAUCCUCACCUGCUAAUUUUAGGCGUGAAGCCUCCCCCGCUUCACAGAACGACGCCCGCAGGGACAAUGUGACAUUGCCUGCGAGCACCUACAGAGAAAACAACCACACAGAGGUGUCCGAUAAUGGCGAUGAGGACGGAACUCUGCUUCCCUUCGCGUUGGACCCAAAUCCCGCGCCUGGGCCAUCUCCUAUCAACAAUUCACAUAGUAGAGGAGCCGAUGCGAAGGCUGCUCGUGACUACUUCAACCGUCCCGUGGGUGGCCAUAGGGAAAUGCUCAAGGAGAACAGGUCUCGUUCCGCUUCUGCAGAGCGACAGCCGACGAGCCCCCAUAUUGCGUACCAGGAGAAGGGAAGGCAGCCCUCAGAGCAGCUUGUGGACACACUUCGGAAGCGAAAGGACGGCUCGAGCGACUCGCCUGCUGUCUCUACCGACCGUACACGCAGCCAGCAUGCGUCGCCUGCUCCAUCGCAAUCUGCAGAGGCUUUCAAGCUUCAAGAAGUGCCUAAGAAUAAGAGAGCGGAAGCGCGAAAGAACUCCACCGCUCGUUCGCCCUCGCGUGAUUCCACUGCCACGGAUCUGACUGGAAGGCUUGCUAAACCACCCACCGAGGCGAUUGGAAAGUCGCCCGCUCCUGUGGACACGAGCCGUGACGACUCGUCCACAACGUCGAGCUCAUCCUUCGGUUCAACCCAGCAACGACCCCCAGUCGAGCGACCAGCACGCGGCGAUUCGCUCGCCAAUUCUUCGAUGAAGUCAUCUACUGCAACAUCGAGGAAAGAGAUCUCCACAGCUUCUCCCACCACGCCUACACUGCCGCAGGCCGAGCGGAAGCCAUCUACCACCUCUUCGUACAGCCAGCAAAACGGUCUCUAUGGAAACGAUAGAGACAUGGACCCGCCAGGGCUACCUCAGCGCGCCCCAGGAAGACGCCCACCCCCCUCCACGGAUACGUUUGUGUCACCGCGCGCACCUCCUCAACCCCCACCGGCACCACAGAACCACAAAACAUCCGAAUCCGUGGGUACCAUGCAUAGCGAUGGCUCCAAUACGACCUACUCGGCUGGCGGGCUACCUCGCUAUAGUGCGCAGGGUGAUUUCUCCAUGGAUGAGGAUUUUGCGCGUUUGCUUUCGCAUCAGGAAGGUCAUGAAAAAGAAGGUGGUAUGUUAAGAAAAGUUUCCAAUGCCGUCAAAAGCCAUGGCCGGAGUCAUAGCGACCGCGGCUCGAUCACCUCUCGUGGACAUGGACAUAAAAAAUGGCCCACUAAUGGCUCCAUAGACAUCAGCAGCCCGACCAUUGCGUCGCCGAACUCUAAUGAGGAGGCCGUGAAUCUAAGGAAUGAACUUCGCCGUGCGCAACAAAGAAUCGCUGAACUCGAGGCCGAGAAGAAUGGCUUGCAGGAGACCGUGCACAGCGCUGCCGAUAUUAAACAAGCCAACACAAUGCUGAGAGAGAAACGCAACACAAUGGCCGUUCUCGACACCCAGCGUGAGAUGGUCAUUCGCGAGUUGGAAAUCAUGACCGAGCACCUUAAGAAAGCCAAAGAAAACAGCGGGUCCACCAUGGAUAUAAAUCAGCUCAAGUCGGACAUCUUGCGAGAUUUUGCAAAUUCGCUGCAGAAGCUGAAGGACCAGCUCGGUGGCCAGAUCGAGGAACUCAUUUCAAAACGCACGGCCCUCACCGACGAAAUAUCCAAUUUGAUUCAGAUGAAGGACAAAGGUUUCCAAGAGUAUGAGUCUUUGAGCGCCCAGAACAAGAAGCUUGCCGAUAUGAACCAAAACCUCAUUGAGCAAAUUCAAUCAACACUCAAGACCAACAAGCAGCACAUUGGCAAUCAGUCAAUUGAUGCUGCACGGUCGCCGGCGAAUGGUUUGGGCAUUUAUAGUGCCAACUACAAAGGUGGAAAGUCUGAUAUAUCUGUCGACGCCCGCGAGGUCGUCCAUGAGCCAUCGUAUUCCAAUCUGCACGAAGCAGACAGCGAAGCCACCCUGGCGCAACCACAGGUCGUUAACAUCCGCAAGACCGGAAAGGCCACCAAAUUCUCUAACUGGAAGAAGGGUGGCCAAGCAAUCACGAAGAAUGUCACCAAAGGCUUCAAAGGAGCGUUCGGUCCAACCGAAACGAAACCAGCGGAAGAGAUGAACAUUAAAGUCAUCGGCACUCCGUACGGAUCUACACACACACAGCCAGACUUUGCAUCGAUGACGACGAUGACGAGCUCGCUUAAGAGCCGAGAAGAGGCUCCCCCACGAGGCUGGUUUGGCGCCGGCAAGGCUCCUACAAACAAUCCCAGAGACAGGGCGAAGCCGACGCAGCAUGAGAACAGCAGCACGCACCAGGUCGACGCUUCAGUAUUGUUCGGUUCGGAUCUAAUCGAGCGAUGCGAGUACGAGAAGAGGAUGCUUCCUGCAAUCGUCAGCCGCUGCAUCGAAGAAGUCGAAACCCGAGGAAUGGAUGUUGAGGGUAUCUACCGCAAGAGCGGUGGUUCCUCUCAGGUCAACCAUUGCAAGAGUGGAUUCGAAGCCAACGACGAAUUCGACAUCUCGGAUCCCGACCUGGACAUUCAUGCCGUGACCUCGACUUUGAAGAACUACUUCCGCCGUCUACCGACCCCUCUGAUCACGUACGCACACUACGACCAAUUCUUGGACGCUGGUGUGAUUGAGAAUCCAGAGCAACGAGCAAGGGCCUUGCGUGCUGUGCUCAAGGAGAUUCCUCGUCCGCAUUACGACACGCUCCAAUUCUUGAUUUUCCAUCUGGCUCGCGUCAUCCAACACUCCAAGGACAACCUGAUGACACCGCUCAACCUCGCUGUGGUUUUCGCCCCGACGAUUAUGCGUCCGACGGAUAUAAACCGAGAGUUGACCGACAUGCAAACACAGAGAAACGCCGUCCAGACGCUUCUCGAAGACCACAAGAACGUCUUCUUCGAUGAGGACUAG